AUGGGGCGCGGCGCGCUAAUAAUGUUGAUCCUAAUGACGACCGCAUGUUUCGUCCAGCCGAGAUUUGUGGUCGAGAAAAGCAGCCUGCGCAUUUUAUCCCCGUCCCGUCUCAAGUCGAUCCACGACGCCUCCAUAGGGAACUUCGGUGUACCUGAGUACGGAGGAUUCCUGGUCGGGACCCUCAAAUACCCGAACAAAACCCCGUUCGCUUGCUCCCCGUUCGACGGGGAUAAGCCUUUCAAGUCAAACUUCCCUCACCCGACAAUCCUAUUAGUGGAUCGAGGCGACUGCUAUUUCGUGCUCAAGGCUUACCACGCCCAGCUGGCGGGUGCUUCGGCAGUCCUCGUGGCCGAUACAAUGGACGAGCCUCUGCUGACUAUGGACUCCCCUGAAGAGAGCUCUGAUUCCGAGGGCUAUGUGGACAAGAUCAACAUCCCGUCAGCGCUGAUCGAGCGCUCGGUUGCUGACUCGCUCAAGGAAGCUCUCUCGAACGGGGAACAAGUGUUGAUGAAGCUCGACUGGACGGAGUCGAUGCCCCACCCGGACCAGCGAGUGGAGUACGAGUUUUGGACUAACAGUAACGACGAGUGUGGGGUACGAUGUGACGAUCAGACGAGCUUCGUGAGUAGCUUCAAGGGGAAUGCUCAGCUGCUGGAGCGGGGCGGGUACACCAAGUUUACGCCGCACUACAUCACGUGGUAUUGUCCCCAGCCUUUUGUGCUGAGCGAUCAGUGCAAGUCGCAGUGUAUUAACCGCGGGAGGUACUGUGCGCCCGAUCCGGAGGAUGAUUUUGGGGUCGGGUAUUUGGGGAAGGAUGUCGUGCUCGAGAAUCUCAGGCAGCUAUGUGUUCAUAGGGUUGCCAACCACACGGGACGCCCUUGGGUUUGGUGGGAUUACGUAUCCGAUUUUCACAUCAGGUGCUCAAUGAAACAGAAAAAGUAUAGUAAGGAUUGUGCUGUGGGGGUCAUCAAGUCACUCAAUCUCCCCAAUGAUGAGAUAAACAAAUGCAUGGGUGACCCUGAAGCUGAUGUAGAUAAUCAACUCCUCAAAACUGAACAAGAUCUUCAGGUUGGUCAUGGAUCGCGUGGCGAUAUUACAAUCUUACCAACUAUGGUGAUAAAUGGUGUUCAAUACAGAGCUGUUGGAUCGGGAAGAUGUGCGGUCAACAAUGGAGGUUGUUGGUCCGAAACCAGAAAAGGAAACAAGUUCUCUGCUUGCAUAGUUCAGUACACCACAAUCACCCUUCAUACACUUGAUUCGGAUAUAUCAGGCUGUCGGUGCCCAACAGGCUUCCGUGGCGACGGCCAUAAAUGUGAAGAUGUGGACGAGUGUAAAGAAAGAGUGGCCUGCCAAUGUGAAGGCUGUAGCUGUAACAACAAAUGGGGUGGAUAUGACUGCAAAUGCAGCGGUGGCAAACUCUACAUAAAAGAGCACGACACGUGCAUUGAAAGGAGCAGUUCGAAAUUAUGGCGAUACCUUUCGUUGGUGGUGCUGGCCGUGGCAUUGGGUGUCGGAUUAGCUGGUUACAUAUUCUACAAAUACAGACUAAGGGCAAGUCACUAUUUCCUUUCUCUUUCUUCAUUUUGGCUACGGAGAAAUUCAAUUGGUAUUGUGUUUGUUGUGCAGUCAUAUAUGGACUCAGAGAUCAUGGCCAUAAUGGCACAAUAUAUGCCACUGGAUAACCAACAGAAUCUGGUCGUUCAUCAUCGGGAUGAAGCCGAACCCCUAAGACAAUCUAUCGCCUCAGCCUGA
Molecule: messenger RNA, 1752 nt
Organism: Striga asiatica
Lineage: Eukaryota; Viridiplantae; Streptophyta; Magnoliopsida; Lamiales; Orobanchaceae
Source: the annotation of a GenBank genome assembly